Molecule: messenger RNA, 1390 nt
Organism: Quercus lobata
Lineage: Eukaryota; Viridiplantae; Streptophyta; Magnoliopsida; Fagales; Fagaceae
Product: plant intracellular Ras-group-related LRR protein 7-like
Exons: 10
Coding region: 255-1040 (261 amino acids)
Cellular component (GO): cytoplasm
Molecular function (GO): protein binding
Source: RefSeq, a predicted model, not a curated record
AGUACAAGGAAAGAUUACAUGAAUUCAUAAACAAAAGGCCGACAAUUUACAACGCGGUUUCCUUCCUUUAAAAAAGUCUAGCUUCUCUCCUACCUAGACGCUAGACCAGACCACACCACCACCACUGUUUUCUUUUCUACAACAACAACGUUAAAUAUAUCGAAUUAAACACACACACACAUAGAGACAAAGAGAGAGAGAGCUUUUAAUUUUUCAUUUCUCUUAGUUUGUUUGGUUUUUUGUUGAUCACAAAAAUGGGUUGCUGUGUGAGCAAGAGCACGGACUCUAAGGCUAGUAGGAUUGCACGGUGGCGAUCCACCGGCAUUGUUGCUCUCCGAGACUCCAAAUUGAAGGCGUUCCCAAAUGAAGUUUUCGAUCUGGAUAGAUCUGUACGGACUCUUGAUUUAACCCACAAUAAAAUAGUUGACAUACCUGUGGAUAUAAGCAAAUUAAUUAACAUGCAGCGCCUGAUCUUAGCUGAGAAUCUUGUCCAGCAACUACCUACAAACUUGGGGAAACUUCAGUCUCUAAAACUUAUGACACUUGAUGGAAAUCAAAUUACCUCCUUGCCUGAUGAAAUGGGACAGCUUGUGAGGCUUGAGCGGUUAUCCAUCUCUGGAAAUUUGUUAACAUGCUUGCCUGAGACUAUUGGGAGCUUGCGCAAUUUAUUGCUUUUAAAUGUAUCAAAUAACAAGUUGAAGUCUCUUCCAGAAUCAAUUGGGAGUUGUUUCUCUCUUGAAGAAUUACAAGCAAAUGAUAAUCUCAUUGAAGAUCUACCUGCAUCAAUCUGCAAUCUGAUUCACUUAAAAUCACUUUGCUUGGACAAUAAUAACGUGAACCAGAUACCUCUGAAUCUACUGAAAGACUGCAAAGUUCUGCAGAAUAUCUCCCUGCAUGGCAAUCCUAUUUCAAUGGAUCAAUUUCAGCAGAUGGAAGGAUUUCAAGAUUUUGAAGCAAGAAGAAAGAAGAAGUUUGACAAGCAAAUUGAUUCAAAUGUGAUGAUUGGGUCAAAAGGCCUUGAUGAGGGUGUUGAUCUAUGAAUGUCUUACAUCAGUGCUCCCUAAAAGAACUAGAGGGCAGGGUUUGAUCAGGUGGGGCCAUUUGAACGCGAAGGGCAGCCAUAAAUUCAUAAACAGCUUUCAUUGUAGCUUGGGAUAGACAAAUUUGGUAUAUACUUUUUUUAGGUCACAUUUGAAAUAAUGUCUCCAAACUCAGUUUUAUCAUUUUUGUAAAUGAGGGCUUGGCUUUGUAUAUGCCUGUCAUUUUGCAGGCUUGUAUAUGUAACAGGUACUUAGUAUUUAAAGAUCCUCCUUAGGUUGUUGUGGUUCCUGGGACUAUUUAGAUUACAUUUAUACAUGGAAUGAAAUGUGUUUGACACACAUAAUAUUUA